This is a messenger RNA of Epinephelus moara (kelp grouper), 1675 nucleotides long. It is a transcript of the gene itfg2, whose product is annotated as integrin alpha FG-GAP repeat containing 2. Lineage: Eukaryota; Metazoa; Chordata; Actinopteri; Perciformes; Serranidae. Gene Ontology annotation, biological process: regulation of TOR signaling. The transcript has 12 exons. The record is from RefSeq and is a predicted model, not a curated record. Gene Ontology annotation, cellular component: KICSTOR complex. Bases 304 to 1605 code for a protein of 433 amino acids.
ACGUGCUUUUGUUUACCAGGAAGAGCCGCGUUUGUUAAAUGAGCUAGCAACUGUACCGCUAUUUAGCCACAACACAGCCGCUUUGAAGUCAUUUAACAAUUAAGUCAUUUAGGAAGCAGUUAGACAAGAAGGAUGUGAUGUUGUCUCGCGCUGUGUCGGAGAAGCUAACGUUGAUUUUAGCUCUUUAGCCCACUAGUGCUAACGCUAGCUAAGCUAGCUCGAACAAUCCUUGCUCUAAUAACAGCUCUGCAUAAAUGUUUAAGGUGACUUAGCGGUUUUAAAAUAUAGCUAAUAUUAGCAGCCAUGCGGUCCUUGAACUACGUUCAGCGUGUCAGCUUGGACUUUACAGGAACUCUGUUUCCUCAUGCGAUCUGUCUGGGAGAUGCAGACAACGACUCGUUGAAUGAGCUGGUCGUGGGGGACACCAACGGAAAGCUGCUCGUCUACAAGAAUGACGACUCCAAACCCUGGGUCACAAGAACCUGUGUGGGCAUGCUGACCUGUGUUGCAGUGGGAGACGUCUGCAACAAAGGAAAGAACUUUGUGGUGGGUGUUGGCGCCGAGGGCUGGUUUCACCUCUUUGACCUGACAGCUGCCUCUGCGAGUAAAUCUGAUUCAUCCAGUCAGCAUGAAUUCACGUCGUUUGAUGACCAGAGGCCCCUCUUCACCCAACACAUUCCUGCAAACACCAAAGUCAUCCUCAUCAGUGACAUCGAUGGAGAUGGCCGCUGUGAGCUGGUGGUCGGCUACACAGACAGAGUGGUGCGAGCUUUCCGUUGGGAGGAGCCGUCUGAUGGUUCAGACCUGGCAUCUGGUCAGCUGGUUCUGCUGAAGAAAUGGCUUCUGGAGGGGCAGGUGGACAGUUUGUCGGUGAACCCAGGUCCUGAGGGUUUACCAGAGCUGAUGGUGUCCCAGCCGGGUUGUGGCUACGCCAUUCUGCUGUGUUCCUGGACUCAACAGGACUCCAGCGGUUCUGGAGAAGACGCCCCCGCCACCCCUGGGAGUGAGGGACCGUCUAGAGAUGUAGUUCUCCAUCUGACCACUGGGCGGAUACACAACAAGAAUGUUUCCACUCAUCUUAUCGGCAGCAUCAGCAAAGGCUCUAAAGAGGAAUCUUCUAAAUGUGGGCUGUUUGCUCUCUGUACUUUAGAUGGGACCCUGAAGUUGAUGGACAGCUCAGAGCAGCUGUUGUGGUCCGUCCAGGUGGAUCAUCAGCUGUUUGCGCUGCAGAAGCUCGACGUCACUGGAGACGGCAGAGAGGAGGUGGUAGCGUGCGCCUGGGACGGUCAAACCUACAUCAUCGACCACAAUCGGACUGUCGUGCGGUUCCAGUUUGAUGAGAACGUCAACGCCUUCUGUGCCGGUCAGUACACAUGUAAGGAGGGUAAGAACAGCCCCUGUCUGGUGUACGUGAGCUUCAACCACAAAAUCUACAUCUACUGGAAGGUGCAGCUGGAGCGCAUGGAGUCCACCAACAUGUUACGGGUCCUGGAGGAGAAACCCGAGUUUAAGAGCCACCUGAAGGCGCUGGGAGUCGAUACUGAGGACCCGGCAGCAGUCAGAGCACUGGUGGCAAAUGUUCUCUACAAGGAUUCACAGAGUUAACACACUGCUGUCUCUGUUUCCCCCCUGACUGUAAAUACUCUGUUAAUAAACACUGAAUAUCUGUCUCCUG